Molecule: messenger RNA, 723 nt
Organism: Trypanosoma theileri
Lineage: Eukaryota; Euglenozoa; Kinetoplastea; Trypanosomatida; Trypanosomatidae
Exons: 1
Coding region: 1-723 (240 amino acids)
Source: RefSeq, a predicted model, not a curated record
AUGCCCAUUCACACACACACUCUCUCUCUCCUCGUAUCAAAUAACGCUCUUCUUUCCUUUACCUUAUUGAAAGAAACCAUCAAGACACAAAGAAAUCCAGGGAACUUCUUCAAUAAGAUGAGAAACACAGGCCCACUCCUUUUUCUCAUUUGGUUUGCACUACUUGUUUCGCACCCUGUUUCCGCACGAUCGUCAAAGUCGGAGCAUGUCAUGGUGUUCAGCGGCACUGGUUGGGAGUCUGUGGUUAAGAGCAAACCUGCUGAACUUCGAAACGCCCUCAUCACCGAUAUUACAUCUCAGCUCAUUCGAAGGUAUGCCUUUGAUACAAUUAUAACUAUUGAUUCUCUGAAAACAUCUGGCAACCUGCAGGUUGGAGUCUCUGUCAAUCAGACAGUUCUCAAGGAUAAUGCCGAUGCAGCUUUGCAGCAUGUAUGGCCAGCCGAUGAAGCCAACUCUAUGAUUACUCAAGGCGCGUACCGCAAAACGUUGGCGUUGUACUCUGGGCCAGGCACCGCGUCCCUCAUCAGUAUUCAGGUCCCUACAUUGUUUGGUAAAGUGAAUGAAUGUGAUGCGCUUUGCGUGAGAUUAAUUGCGAUGGGAAUUGUCAUGACUGUAAUCAUGGGGGUUACGAUGCUUCUCGUGAUUUUGUGGGUGUGUUGUCAUUGGUGUUGUUGUAAAUCUGACAAAGAAGAUGUGCUAACGGGAGAUAAUCCCUUUAAAUAA